AUGGUCAGAGACAGUCUGGACAGAACAUCUGAUCAGAACCAGAAACAGGAGCCGGCAGCUGAGACACAGAGCCAGGGUCAGAACUCGGAGUCGUCCGAUCUGCCUCAACAAACAGCAAAAGCGGUUCAUGCUGGAGACGAGGACCCUGCAGGAUCAAAGCUAGAUUUUCUGCUCUGGUGCAAGCUCAGAUUUGAGGAGGAGCCUGAAUCCUGGAGCCUGCCAGAGACUGAAGCCGACCCUGAGAGCUUGCCCACACACCUCCGUCCAUUCACCAGCUCGGCAGAAUAUCAGCUGGUAAGACUCACCUUUCUGCAGCUGCAGCAGAGCGGUUACUACUGGGGGCCGAUGACCAUGGAGGAGGCACACCAAAGGCUGGGCAACGCAUCGCUGGGAACCUUCCUCAUUAGGGACAGUGGCCAGCCGGAUGUUUUCUUCACUCUGAGCUACCAAAGCGAGGAUGGCCCCACCAGCGUCCGCAUCCAUCUGAACAACCUGCUCUUCAGUCUACACGGCAGCCAAAAGACUUUCGCGUCGCUCUUCGCUCUGCUCACCUAUUACACCAGCUCGCCCUGCAAGCUGACAAAGCCUUACCGCAAGCAGCGGCCCGAGCGCCUAAAGCAGAUGUGCAGGAGGGCUCUCGUACGAACGCACGGUGUCGAAAAUAUACGCACCUUACACGGACUCAGCCCUGAUGUUAAAGCAUAUGUCUAUGCAUAUCCAUACUGUACAUAGAAAUACUUGUGGAUAUAUUGCCUUUUGCUGGACUUACAUGUUUUUUUAUUAAGUUAAAAAUUGUGCUUUUACAAAAGAAAUGCUGGAAACAUUUUGGUACAACAUUUAAAUACCACAUAGACUGAAUAUAUUUUAUGGAGAUAUACUUUCUUUUGUAGGUUUAUAGAGCACAGAUUCAGAGUUAACAAGAUUAUUUUUGGUACUAAAAUUGAAGUUGAAAGGAAGCAAGACAAAGAUAAAUUAUUUCUGACCCUUAUUCAAUUUUAAUUUGAUAAACACGCUGAGAAAUGCAGUCGCCAUCAUUCAGUUUGCCUGUGGCUACUUCUAAAGUAAAGUUUAGCUGUUCCUGACCCUCCGCGCAAAAAUUGGUUGAAAAGACCAAUGAUUUACAUCCAAACAACAUCUACAUUUGGUUAAAAAGUGAAGGUUGAAUAUCCAUAAUUUGCAGUUUGUUGAAAAGACGUUGAAAACUGGGUUUGUGACAUCUUUUCACAGUCUACUAUUGGACUAAAGUGGGACAAAAUCAGACCGACCACAAACAGCCUAAUUUCCAGCCACUGUUUCUAGAAUAAUAUUAAGACAAUGAUGCACCGACCUGAUUAAGCCUAAAGAAUUCCCUCUGGUCUGCUGAGAGCUCCAAAGCAUCAGAUGAAUUUCUGUGCCAAAACUUAUCAGUCAGGGGCAAGGGGCGUAACAAUUUCCAACUUUUUAGAUGCAUGACAUUGAACGCAAUGGAGUGUUAAUUAUCGAGAACAGGAGAAAGUGAAGAAAAGUAACACAGAGAACUAGAUAUCCUUUCAGAAUAUAUAAAUAGAAGGAAUAAACACUGGAUAGGAUGGCUGCUAAGAAGCUAACAGUAACAUUAAUAACAUGUCAUCGUUUCUGGCAAGUACUGGGGGUGGUGUAAGUAGAUGUUAAAAAUGGUAGUAGGCAGAUACCUAGGCUUCCAAUUACUCCCCCCCCCCC
Molecule: messenger RNA, 1698 nt
Organism: Cyprinodon tularosa
Lineage: Eukaryota; Metazoa; Chordata; Actinopteri; Cyprinodontiformes; Cyprinodontidae
Product: suppressor of cytokine signaling 1-like
Exons: 3
Coding region: 1-732 (243 amino acids)
Biological process (GO): phosphatidylinositol phosphate biosynthetic process
Cellular component (GO): phosphatidylinositol 3-kinase complex
Molecular function (GO): 1-phosphatidylinositol-3-kinase regulator activity
Source: RefSeq, a predicted model, not a curated record